ACCCGCUUGGCAGUCUUGACAAAUCCAUUGACUGGUUUCAUCUUUACCAGCGUAUUCUAAUAAUUUUUCUCAGUAUUUUAUUGUUUCCAAUGUCGAGACACCUAAAUUUUAUUGUCAACUCCUCCCCCCCUGCCGACAAAAAAAGAAAGAAAAAAAAAUUAACCCUGUGCUAUGCACGUCCACGUUUAGAAAUGCCUAACGACGAGUUGUUAAUUAAAAAAGGGGAUACCAAGGUGAAUUCAUUAGGCGGCGCUGACAGACUCUCAGAAGAUGGUUUAUACAUCUCUUCAACUGGUCCAUUGACUCAUAGUGUAGUAAAGCCCUACCAAGUGGGGCACCAACGAGCAAUGGACACCCAUAAAGUCUCCAAAAUUCCCCAAAACCUCCUGGAAAUGGCAAUCCGUGAGGUGAAUAUCAUCUCUUCAGACCAAUCAAAGUCCUUGGAAAUAAAUUCAGUGUCAGUGCUCUACCGCGAAAAAGUCAUUUGCAAAAUAGUGAGUCCUUUCAAUAGAAAGUUAUACAAACUGCUGGUGAAUAAUUCUCUAGAAUCAAACAAUUUAUCACUGAGAGUGCAAUCUCGCGAGGGCCACUGCAGCGAUUUGCCGUUUCCAUUACCGACGAGAUGUGUUAAAGAUAAAAAAUUGCAGAUUGAUUUCUCAAUGAAGGACCAAUCAGGUAUAUCUCACUCAGGAACUCUCAUGUACACGAUAUCUCUGUCAAUUGAAGGGGGCUCCUACCUUCCAAUGAUCUCAUGCAAGCCUACUGAGACUAACGAUCCGAAUGAUCCCCAAAACUCUCUCUCCCUUCUCAAAAUAAGGCGAAAGAUGAUGAAUAAACACGUGAGAUACUUUAGCUUAGAGGAGCAAGCCUCGAGCCUCCAAUAUGAUAAACCACUAUUGCAUUUACAAACCAAUGAGAAGAAAAAAGAUGGUCGACCGCUCGGAGAUGUGAUGGUCCUCGAACAGCCAGUGUUCUCGUUUAUGUCUCUAUGGGACAUCUCGUUUGGCAACUGGUUACAAGCGAGACGGCCACUCAGACCAUCGUCAGGUACAUCCGGCCCAAAAUUCCGAGGCGCAUGUGAGCCAGUCUUGAGCAUAACUGUAUUGAGGGGUGUGGAGGUGCCAGUGCGUGAAGAAUCGACGCUAGUUCAGCCAAUAGUUGAAAUUGAGUGGGGAGAGUUGAGGCAGGCGACCAGUGCCUCCGAAGGGGCUAGCCCAGUUUGGCAGCAUACCAUCCAUUUUUCCAGACCCUCUCGUCGAAGAGAUUCUAACAUAAAAUUGUCUCUUUAUGAUCAGCACCCUGUGUGGGGCCUUCAGUGGCUGGGGGCGUCAAUCAUUCCCCUGGAGUUGACCCGUAACUACCAACAAGUUGAGAGAUGGAUUGGCCUCUCACCGUUAAUCAGUCCCGUCGUUCGUUUGGGUUACGUCCAGGCGAGCCCAAUGCGUUCGUACACCAGAAUUUACAUAUUAAUGAGGAUGGAGAGACUGACUAAUGGGGAGAGCUUGGAGAUGAGCUCUCUGGAGAAUCUCUCUAGAGCCAUUCAACGGUGUCUACUUAUUCCGUAUAAAAUACCCGGAACUGAUACAACCGAGGACGCUGCAAGAUUGGCCAUGCUACUGACUCCCUUACCUUCCCAGUAUGGACCAUUGACACCCAGGCAGGCCUUCAAACUCAAUAAAAUCGAUCAUUUUGGACGAGCUGCAUUACUGGCCACUCUCCUUCGAGGACUGGGGCUUGAGGCUUACGUUCUAAUUGGCACUUCUCAAGCAAGAAAUUGGGCAGGUUUUGUUAUUUCGCUCAAUGAUAAAAACCAACAUGUUCUGUGGGAUCCAGAGAAUGGUGAACAAUACAAUUUUGGGGAUUCUAGGUGCUCUAUCAUCAAAGUUUUGAGGAUGAUAAGUCAUCAGAAUGUCUGGAAGAACCUUCAGAAAACAUCAACUAUAUCAGAUAUAAAAUUCAACACGAAAAUAGCGAGUGAGUGGCAAGCAUUGGGUACAUUGUCAAGUGCCCCCCCAGGGCACGAGCCUCAAAUUCUGGAGAUAGAAGACGGUGUAUUGAGAAAUCCUGAUCAAGAGAAAGAUGCGCACCUCGAGAUAGAGAAUCACUUGAAAGACAGAUUGUCGCAAUGGAGAAGUGGAAUGGGCUUGACAACGGUCUUCAAUCGACAUGCAAUGUCUCUCCUUCGAGGAUUCCUCUUGAAAUUAUCGAGCCGUAAUGACGGACAGCUUGAGAAAAAAGAUUUAAGACAGCUUUAUCAUGCUUAUCACCUUCACGGCUUCGUACUCAAUCUUCGUUGGUCGCCAAUGGACGAAUUACUAGAAUUAUUCGCUUCCACGCGACUCCAAGAGGUUACGGGACCUGUAGAAUUCGCUCUAGUUUGUCAUUUGCAGCGUUAUGUGGCCAAAACCUCAUCACUGUGGUUAGCUGUUUUAAUAUUAAAAAACCGAGACUGAUGAAAUAAACCAGUGUUCAAUAAUUAUCUAUGCAACUGACAAUUGGACAAUGAUAAACAUAACAAUAUUUUAUUGCCUAAGAUUUCAUUAUCAGCUUGGAAAAAAUAUAUAUUAUAAAUAUAUAUAUGUGAAAGUACACAAGAGAGUAAUUCAACUGAAUUAUUUUGCUUAUUUUAGUCCAUUGAGCAAGAUGACUUGCUGAAUUAAUUAAAAAAAAUAAAAUAAAAACACUUUUUUUUCUGACUACCUGGAGGGAAAUAAACAUAAUGUGAAACUAAUAACAUAUGUACGAUCUAAUGGUAUUAUUUGUGCCCAUUGAAGGCAGAUUGCUGGAAUUUUAUUCGCAUUGUCUUCUUCUACUGCGAUUCAAUACACGAUCGAACAUUGCGAAAUCUUACAUUGUAGUCCCUGGUAUGUAAUUGUACACGUUUCGUGAACUCUUUAUCUUUUAGAUUUAAUUCAAUCAUUUGUUCUGUAGAAAAAUUGGAAAAAACUCCAACUUGUUGAAAUUAAUUCGUCUUUUCCUAAUGAAUCACUUAGAUAUUGGUGGCUUUUUCCCCUAAUUAUUGAUAAAAAUUCUUUUUUACUAUUGAAUCGGAGAUUUCCGCAAAUUCGAUUAUGGCAGUGAGACAAGCAUAAAUUGUUCUCAAACGCCUUAAAACCUGAUUUUGGAUACGAAAAAACAAUAACGAGAUAAAUAGCCCUUUGAAGUAUCAAUUAUAAAUGCAAUCACAUUCAACGCUGGCCACGUCUUUGUGUGGAAUUUCCAUUUCCCAUGCAUUGGAAUAUUUUUUCUGCGCAAAUCAGCAUUAAUCUAAGACAAUAAAUUAUAUUUCAACCACUCACUCAAUCGGUCACGCGCCGAGCGACACUUAAAUUAAUAUCCUUCUCUUUUUUUUUCGUCCAUAAAAACAAGAAAAAUAUCACCAUGAGGCGAGAAAUAAUUGACUUCCCAUUUGUUUAAUUUCCGUGCAUGCCCCUGUCCCGGAUAAACUACCUACAUAAUAUAUACACAAAUUUUUGCAACCUAUUAUCCUAUUUCUCACUUCAGGGUGACAAAAAAAUUAGAGUGAAGAUAGAAAAAAAAAA
Fopius arisanus is the source of this 3542-nucleotide messenger RNA. RefSeq names its product Coiled-coil and C2 domain containing 2A (gene Cc2d2a). The transcript has 2 exons. Gene Ontology annotation, cellular component: ciliary transition zone. The coding region runs from base 90 to 2453 and encodes 787 amino acids. Gene Ontology annotation, biological process: non-motile cilium assembly; protein localization to ciliary transition zone. The record is from RefSeq and is a predicted model, not a curated record. Lineage: Eukaryota; Metazoa; Arthropoda; Insecta; Hymenoptera; Braconidae.